AUGGAAGAUCCUAGAGAAAUAGAGGACAGUUGCGAAAAUAAAGGGGAAAUAAUUUCAUUUGAUAAUGAAACGGCAAUAACUUUGCUUAAUACGUCCGUUCGAUAUAGCGAUCAUAGUGCAUCCCCGAUUAGAGGAGGUUACAAUGCGAACAAUCAUGAACUGAUCAGGCAUGUUGUUUCCAUUUUAAAUGAUAAUAAUCAUAUAUGCGGCGGUAAUAUAAUAAAGGCCGAUCUUAUACUAACAGCAGCACAUUGCUUAAUGACAGGAGGUAUGAUUUCAUCACCUGUCACAAUUAAAGUAGUUGCGGGUCAACCACAACGUACAGAAAAGUCAAAUACGACGCAAAUUCGAAACGCAAGAAAGCUUCUGGUCCAUCGUCGCUGGAUUAAUGGUUGGCCGUUUUAUUGUGAUAUUGGACUAAUUAAACUUGAGAAUGAAUUUAAUUUAAAUAAUGAUUUCGUCUCAGUAAUUGCUUUACCUCAAUAUCCUGUCGCUCCAAAUACGAAUUGUACAAGUUUAGGUUGGGGUGGUUUAUAUGAUAAUGGUCCCGUGGCUGAUGAUAUACAAAUCGGUGAUUUCUAUAUAGUACCUUGUGAAGAAGUAAAGGACACAUUGGAAUUUCCAUUUUUCUUAUUCUUGAGUCCUGGCAUGAUAUGCGUAAAGCCGCAUUUGACUGGUGUACAGAUAUUGCACGGUGAUUCUGGCGGACCUCUGAUAUGCGAUGCAAUAUCUAACCAAAAUGAAGAGGUGGUUUUGAUGACAAUGAAUGCACCCGUUGCUGAUAUCAGUAAAUUUACUGGUGGUUCCGCCAACACCAUAAACUUUUAA
This is a messenger RNA of Glossina fuscipes, 828 nucleotides long. Its product is annotated as mast cell protease 2-like. The transcript is spliced from 4 exons. Gene Ontology annotation, molecular function: serine-type endopeptidase activity. Lineage: Eukaryota; Metazoa; Arthropoda; Insecta; Diptera; Glossinidae. Bases 1 to 828 code for a protein of 275 amino acids. The record is from RefSeq and is a predicted model, not a curated record. Gene Ontology annotation, biological process: proteolysis.